Batrachochytrium dendrobatidis JAM81 is the source of this 912-nucleotide messenger RNA. RefSeq lists its product as uncharacterized. Gene Ontology annotation, biological process: peptidyl-serine phosphorylation. The coding region runs from base 1 to 912 and encodes 303 amino acids. The record is from RefSeq and is a predicted model, not a curated record. NCBI's taxonomy places the organism in Eukaryota, Fungi, Chytridiomycota, Chytridiomycetes, Rhizophydiales. Gene Ontology annotation, molecular function: ATP binding; protein serine/threonine kinase activity. The transcript is spliced from 4 exons.
AUGACAGACGUUGCGCAACCUAUUGCAGUAGGUUCUCCCACUCCACGCCCUGCUGGAAAAUCGCCGGUUGAUAAAUACAUUAUCGAAAAGAAGAUUGGCCAAGGACAAUUUUCAUGCGUUUACAGAGCCAAGUCCGUUGAUAGUGGACAGAUUGUUGCACUCAAGCGCGUACCGAUUUUCGAAAUGAUGGAUCCCAAGGCACGUAACGACUGUAUCAAGGAGAUUGAUUUACUCAAAUCGCUUGAUCAUGUGAAUGUAGUGUGCUGUCUUGAAUCAUUUAUUGAUGGAAAGGAUUUGGUGAUUGUACUCGAACUUGCUGAUGCUGGCGAUCUGGGAAAAAUGAUCAAGCACUUCAAGACCCAAGGAAAGCAUAUUUCCGAGAAAACCAUUUGGAAAUACUUUUCUCAAAUUAGUGGAGCAUUAGCACACCUUCACAAUCGCCGAGUGAUGCAUCGUGAUAUCAAGCCAGCCAAUGUAUUUAUCACUGGACAAGGCAUAGCUAAGCUUGGCGAUCUUGGUCUUGGUCGAUUUGUCUCUCAGACAACAAUUGAAGCACAUUCACUUGUUGGUACUCCCUACUACAUGUCGCCCGAGCGUAUUCAUGAAGCUGGAUACUCGUUCCAAAGCGAUAUUUGGUCUCUCGGAUGCUUGCUAUACGAGAUGGCUGCUUUGCACUCUCCCUUUUAUGGUGAUAAAAUGACUCUUGCUGGUCUAUGUCGUAAAAUCGAAGCAUGCGAUUACCCACCACUUCCAUCGGAACUCUACUCGGAAGAAUUUCGUGGUUUAGUUGCUGCAAUGAUUCAAACAGAUAUGGCCAAGCGUCCUACAGCUGAACAGGUGUUUGAGACUUCAAAAAGAAAGUAUGAAGCCAUGCAAGCAAAAGAUAAAGCUGCUGCUGCUGCCACUCAAUGA